Molecule: messenger RNA, 1543 nt
Organism: Puntigrus tetrazona (Sumatra barb)
Lineage: Eukaryota; Metazoa; Chordata; Actinopteri; Cypriniformes; Cyprinidae
Gene: ociad1
Product: OCIA domain containing 1
Exons: 8
Coding region: 167-970 (267 amino acids)
Cellular component (GO): endosome
Source: RefSeq, a predicted model, not a curated record
CUUAACUCCUGCACUUCCGGGUUAGUGUUAUUCGCUGAUAAGAGUCGACUGGAGGUCAUGGAAUAAAGUGUGUCUCUGGACUUGUUGACAUGUAAUCCGCGUAGUCUCAUGACUACUGCAAAAACAUUAUUGUUUGUUUAAUCGCGCGUUGCUUCUUGACUCAGUCAUGUCGCAGGCUUCGUCUGGAUUCACUCCGGCCGCUCAGGUCCCGCAAGGGUCUAGUAAGGGUCCUUUUAAUGUCUGGGUUGCUCCCACUGAAGAAGAGAGUCGUGUCCUCAAACAGUGUAAUUCAGAAAGCUUCUGGUACAGAUCCUUGCCGUGUUCUGCCAUUGCAAUUGCAGCCACUCAGGUGAUGGUAUCAAGACGAAUCCUUACUCCCUCGCCCCGGUUUGGCUCUCUUCCCAAAGUUGUGUUUGCUGGCAUGUUGGGAUUCAUUACUGGGAAAAUGUCUUACAUGAAGGUCUGUGAAGAAAAGUUUAAAACACUGGAGAACUCCCCGCUGGGAGAGGCGCUACGACAGAGGCGUCUGCGUCACAUGCCUUCAGAGCCAAACCAGUCAGAGUUUGAGGAUCCCGACCUAUCCGAAUCUCAACAGUCUGCUUCGAAGUCCGCUUUCCAGCCUUCGACAGAAGUCCGAUCUGUGCCUGAGAACGACAGCAGUUACACCAGUGACUAUCAGUACAGCAGUCCCUCGCAAUCAUACGACCCCACUCCUUUCAGUUCUGGAUUUAGCGAUUCUGGUCCCGUUAACAUCAGGGACGGUCUUUCUUCUCAAGCUCCGCUCUAUCCAGAUGAGGACGUGCCCAAAAAGAAGCCGGUGUUGUACGAGGAACUGCGUAACAAGAAUAGAGAGAGCUAUGAGGUCACUCUGACGCAGAAAGCUGAAACGCUGGUAAAACCGCAAACAGUGGCACCAGUACCCAAGCAGGAAGUUAAAAAGAAUAAAUAUGGAGAUGCCUGGGACGAGUAAUCAGCUGUGUGAGGAGCUGAAGAUCUGAACACGGUGACUUCUGAGAAGUUGUCCCGACUCCCUCUGCCAGACCAAAAGCUGCAAUCAAAUGCUGAAUGUACUUUAAGGAGUAAAACACAUUUUCAUAUUUUCUUUCAAUGGCACAUUUGUGGUUUGAAAACGAAUGUUUCUCAUUUUUCGACUUCUUGCUUAACGCGGACUCACGAUAAAUCAUUUUAACAAACUAUCAGUGUUUUUAUUGAUUGGAAAAUUCUGGCCAGAUGUGCUUGAGAUUUUGUAAAUAAACUUUGUAUCAUUACCAAUAGAUAUGGGGUUGUUUCAUAUAAUCCCAGAAAAUAUGUAAAAAAAAAACAAAACAAAAAGGCAUCAGGUUUGAUUCUCAACUGGAAAUGUAGUCCAUCACAACGUUAAAAACUGUGCACAGGUGACAAUUACAACAGUAUGAGAGUAGAUGUGUUAUCAGUCUUCUGUGCUGGAGAUAAAGAGAUGCUCUUUAAAUUCCUAAAAAUAUAUAUACACAUUUAAAUGUUCAGACAUUUCAAAUAAAGGCGUAAUUUAUUUACUGCACAAUGA